AUGGAUUUUGAUUUUGACUUUGAGAAUCUCAUGGAGCCCGAAGAUGAAAUGAGUCCGGAAGAUGAGGAAAAAAUGAGAAAAGAGUCGAUGGAAAAAGAGAAAGAAGAGAGGAAACGAGCAAUAAAUAUGAGAAAAGAGAGAGAAGAAGAAGCAGAACGGAUAAGCCGCGAGAGGUUAAUUGAAGAAACUCGUCCAAAGUCUCUGAAAGCAUCUCUGGAACCAGAGGGAUGGUUCCCAGAUCGCUCAAAAAAUGAGCGCUUCAAAAAGUUGCUGGACCAAAUUGUGGACCAUUUUGUAGAUGGAAACGAACAUUUUGCGGAGGAUAUGAAGAAAAUCAAAACUCCCGGCGCCUUACUGUACUUUGUGGCUGAAAAACACAAGAAACUCAAGUUGGAGAAACAUACCGAAAAGAGUGUCGAAAUUCACGAUUGGCUAGUCUUUUUCGAGCAAUCAGUGAUCAAAUCACUCAAGAAAAUGACCCUCAUCCCUCAAGAAACAAAAAUCGAUGGAAUUGGAAAGCUGUUUGAAGAAAUGAGAGAAAAAUCGAUACGUCUUGCGGCCAAGGCAUUUGAUGGCUCCAAAUUUUUGGAGCAAGCAAUUGAACAGAGAAAGAUCCGAGAAGCGGAAUGGAAGAAGAUUGAGGCAGAAACCAUGGCUUCUGUUCAAAAAUUGAACAUUGCGGAUGAUGGAUUGGCUCAGUUGGUCAAGAACACUGCCAUGGACCACAUCUCGGACCGACCACGAGACACAAGUCCGGAACGCGUCCGUGUCACCCUGGAACAAGUCAAACAGCUCAAUGAGAUGUACAGUUAUCUUCUCUGCGAUUUUUUGGAAAAUCCAGCGGAUCCAAUAGACGAAGAAGAAGUAGGAGGAAAUGGAGAAAGUUCUAGACAUCCAAGAAGACGCAGAAGAUUCUUCGGAGACGAGGAGGAGUAUGAUGGUACGGUGGAGGAGCUACAGUACCUGUUACAACCAACGGAACAAGAAGAAAGCCUCUCGAAAUUGGACAUUUGGAAGCCAUCGCUGCUCUCCAAAGAGCAUCUAUACUCAUAUGAGAGCUCCCCGGAUUUUGAGGCUCCUGGAAACGCUACCAUUGAUUUUGAGGCUCUUGGAGUCCAGAGACGAGUUGCCACGCAUUUUGGACAGAAGCCAACUAGGGAGCAGGAGAAGGAGUGGGCGGAGCAACGGGAUAUGCCCAAGAGGAAGAGAACUUCGAGAGUUCGGUUUGUUGAAUACAACAGCGAGAAGAACCAAAUGCGACUCUUCGUCCGAAGAACGAACCGUAUCGAUCAAAGAGAAUCCUCGGAUUCACCAAUUUCCGAUUUUAUGGAUUUCAGUCUUCGGAAAGGAUCCAACGAAUGCCAGAAAUGUGAAUUUCCGAUGAUUGGGACACGUGAAGGAUUGAGAGGAGCAACUGUCCGGAGAGUUGAAGGAUACAAGGAAGUUCGACAGCAGAGAAUGACCAUCGACACUUCUUCUUUCCAUGUCGGAUGGCGAGGAAACAUUCUCGGAAGAUUCUGGUAUUUCCGGAAUGAUGGUGAACUCUGUGAAUUCUAUCGUCCCCUGGCCAGCGUGGCAAAAACGGACUUCCGGCGGUAUCCUUUGUUUGCAGGAAGUGAAGCGACAGUCAAAGGAGUGCUUAUUUUGACCGAUUGGCGACUGGCAUUUUUGGACCACCAAUGCCUGACCAACGCGUGUGUACAGUAUCUCCCAACGCCAGCUGGAAAAGGAUUCUGGAAGUCGAUGACCGAGUAUGUGAUUCAGUUGAUCCUAGACGCCACUAUCAGCUUCCACAGUAUCAUCUUUGCCUUUGGAGGAGCUCCUAACUUCAAAAAGUCUGAUUUUACGGAAUUCUUCCGAAAUCUUGUCGCCUACACCUCGACGACGUACGACGUCUUCUGGACCGCUCAGGAUUGGUUGGAUGGAUUGGUGAGCCCAUCGAGUCGAGAAGACCAACAAAAAUUGAAUGAUUUCAAUAAUCAUACAAAAGAAUUCUUCGAUACGAUGAAUGCAACUGGACAAAAAAACUACAAAUGGGCCAACAUCAGGAACCGUCCAGGGAUUCCACCAACAAAUAUGGACUGGCUGGGAAAUCAGAAUCCAGCGUCAGUCAAAACAAUAAAUCUCGAUAAGCUCUCGGUCGGUGGUCGGCCGGCGGUCGGCGAUUUUCGACCGACCGAAAUGGAAGCCUUACUUGUCUUGUCUUGCGUUCGCGAAUGCUCGCAUUGUCUCGUCUUGCAAUUUCUCGUUCUCACAAAUGCUCGCAAUUUCUCAUUUCCCGUGCAAGACUCCUACUACUGCUACAUUCGCCACUUUGUGGACAAUUGCAACUGCUACGGUAGCACGUCGUACUUUAAGAAUAAUAUCCCAUUCAUGGACGAUUAUGCCUACAACGACUCGAGAUAUCCACUCAGAAAGUUGGAUUACCAGGAGGAUUUCAGAAUGAUUGACAAUGGAGAAGGACAACAUUUGGGUCGACAAGCAGAUGAAGACGAGUUUUGUAAUUGA
Caenorhabditis briggsae is the source of this 2508-nucleotide messenger RNA. Lineage: Eukaryota; Metazoa; Nematoda; Chromadorea; Rhabditida; Rhabditidae. The coding region runs from base 1 to 2508 and encodes 835 amino acids. The transcript has 15 exons. The record is from RefSeq and is a predicted model, not a curated record.